Molecule: messenger RNA, 2933 nt
Organism: Ziziphus jujuba (common jujube)
Lineage: Eukaryota; Viridiplantae; Streptophyta; Magnoliopsida; Rosales; Rhamnaceae
Product: probable auxin efflux carrier component 1b
Exons: 6
Coding region: 680-2476 (598 amino acids)
Biological process (GO): auxin export across the plasma membrane; auxin polar transport
Cellular component (GO): plasma membrane; endoplasmic reticulum
Molecular function (GO): auxin efflux transmembrane transporter activity
Source: RefSeq, a predicted model, not a curated record
UGAAGCUCUCUGCUCUCACUCUCAGGGGGUGGAUUGCUUUCUCCUUUCUUUUGCUUUUCCUUCCACUCAUUCCUUCUCCCUUCCAUAUGCUGUUUGGUCUAUUUCCUAUCGCUUGCACAAUUACUCUUUCUCUUUCUCAGAUACUCUUUUCUCUUUCUCAGAUGUUUUAUAAUCUAUUUAUUAUUUUAUUGUUUUGGGCUUUCCCAUCCAAAAAGACUUAAAAAAGCUUCUCAAAAGGAAGCCCUCAGCUUUUAUUUCUUUGUCUGCCAUUAGAAUGCCAUAAAUAUAGCGCUUCACUUCCCUUGCCUUCCAUCCCCCACUCGCCACCUCCUUUCUCUCUCUUUUUUUAUAACAUACAAAGCAAGCCACGCUCAUUUUCUCUCUGUCUCUCUGGGCGCCGGAAUCAAGCCUUUAUUCAUUUUUAUUUUCCGGCGAUUUCCUCUGUUUUCUGCUCUGUUUUUUCGUCUUGUCUCUCUACUUGGGCUGUUCUAUGGAAUGGGUUGAUAUUCUGCGUUGGGAAGGUCAUAAAUAUUAGCUCUUUUUCUUCUACUUUCUGCAAAACCAAAUCAGGGUUUGUUUUCUGAUUGGUCCCAUCUUCUCAUCCCGGCAUUCCUCAAAAACUCACCAAAUCCCCAUCAGAGAAAAAGUCUAGCCCUUUAUACGAAAACCAUAAAGGAAAAUGAUCAGUGUUACAGACCUCUACCACGUCCUCACAGCCGUUGUGCCUCUGUACGUGGCCAUGAUCUUAGCCUAUGGCUCAGUAAAAUGGUGGAAGAUCUUUAGCCCAGACCAGUGCUCAGGCAUCAACCGCUUUGUGGCUCUCUUCGCAGUUCCUCUGUUAUCCUUCCACUUCAUCUCGACCAACAACCCCUAUGCCAUGAACUUGAGGUUCAUAGCCGCAGACACACUUCAGAAAGUCAUAGUCUUGGCGGUCCUAGCCAUCUGGUCAAGAACAAGCUCCAGAGGCUGUCUGGAGUGGUCUAUUACCCUCUUCUCGCUUUCCACCCUCCCAAACACUCUGGUUAUGGGCAUCCCUCUGUUGAAGGGUAUGUAUGGAGAUUUCUCAGGGACCUUAAUGGUUCAGAUAGUUGUUCUCCAAUGCAUAAUAUGGUACACUCUGAUGCUCUUUCUGUUCGAGUACAGAGGAGCUAGACUUUUGAUUGUGGAGCAGUUCCCAGACACUGCUGGCUCCAUCAUUUCCUUCAGAGUCGAUUCUGAUAUCAUUUCCUUGGAUGGGAAAGAGCCAUUGCAGACUGAAGCUGAGGUUGGUGAAGAUGGGAAACUCCAUGUGACAGUCAGAAAAUCCACCAGCUCAAGGUCUGAAAUCUUUUCUAGGCGAUCACACGGGCCAAACUCCGGCGUUUCCUUGACUCCUCGGCCAUCAAAUCUAACCAAUGCAGAAAUAUAUUCACUCCAAUCAUCAAGGAACCCAACGCCAAGGAGUUCGAGUUUCAACCACACCGAUUUCUAUUCGAUGAUGAAUGGUAACAAGAACAUGAUCAGCAAUGUGAGCCCACGGCAGUCCAACUUUGGCAACUUGGGUUUUGAUGAGGAGACCGGAGUCGGCGGGUUUGGCAACCCUCCGGCGAGAGUGAAUGGGGUGGGUGGAUAUCCGGCGCCUCCAAGUGCAGGGAUUUUCUCGCCGGUGGUUGGUCCGGGAGCUAAGAAGAAAGCAAAUGGGACAGAGGGUGGUAAAGACCUUCACAUGUUUGUUUGGAGCUCGAGCGCCUCGCCGGUUUCCGAAGGAGGAAUUCAUGUCUUCAGAGGUGGAGAAUAUGGAAAUGAUCUUGGUGGGGUAGCUCACCAAAAAGACUACGAUGAGUAUGGUCGUGACGAGUUUAGCUUCGGGAACAGACCGGUUCCCAAUGGUGUUGAUCGGGAUGGUCCUGUACUUUCUAAGCUUGGUUCUAGUUCAACUGCUGAGCUUCAUCCAAAAGCUGGUCCACAGGGCGAGUCCAAGCCAACAUCUAUGCCACCAGCGAGUGUUAUGACCAGGCUCAUUCUUAUUAUGGUUUGGAGGAAACUCAUCAGAAAUCCCAACACUUACUCCAGCCUAAUUGGUCUCACGUGGUCCUUGGUCUCAUUUAAGUGGAACAUUGUCAUGCCUGCAAUAAUAGCUCGUUCCAUUUCCAUUCUUUCCGAUGCAGGUCUUGGAAUGGCCAUGUUUAGUCUUGGUUUAUUCAUGGCAUUGCAACCUAGGAUUAUAGCAUGUGGAAAAUCCAUUGCCACGUUUUCUAUGGCGGUUCGGUUCCUCACAGGUCCUGCAGUUAUGGCUGCUGCUUCAAUUGCUGUAGGAUUAAGAGGAGUUCUGCUACACGUUGCUAUAGUGCAGGCUGCUCUUCCACAAGGGAUUGUGCCCUUUGUCUUUGCCAAGGAAUACAAUGUUCAUCCUGACAUUCUGAGCACUGGGGUUAUAUUUGGAAUGCUGAUUGCUCUUCCCAUCACUUUGGUUUACUACAUCUUGCUGGGACUAUGAAGAGUGAACAACAGAGAUAGUAGAGCUCACCCCCCCCCCCCCCCCCCCAAUCCCCAUUUUAGUGUUUUGGUUUUUGGCUGUCUAACAGAAGAACGACCAUAGAUUUUGGAAGACCUCUGGAGAAAGAGGAGUAUAGAGGGGAAGAAAAAGAUUACAAGACAAAGGCUUCUCUUCAAACAAGGACGAGGUUAAUAGGGAAAAAGCAAAAGAGGAUUAAGACAAGACAUUAGGGCAUUUGGCGAGCUAGGAUAUUUUUUGUUAUUUAUUGUCAUUUUGGCUUUUCUUCUAUGAACCUUGUGCCUUCACUUUUGCUAUUUUGAUGAAGAAACUGAAGCUUGUUUUGUAGUUGGAGUUAUACUUCUACUUUUAUAAAACUUUUGUAAGGUCCAAAUUAGAUUUCAACCCAAUUGGACUCUCUAUGCAAGAAUAUGAACCAAAAGUGGCUUUUUUUUUACUU